Larimichthys crocea (large yellow croaker) is the source of this 3150-nucleotide messenger RNA. It is a transcript of the gene slc2a15b, whose product is annotated as solute carrier family 2 member 15b. The record is from RefSeq and is a predicted model, not a curated record. Gene Ontology annotation, biological process: dehydroascorbic acid transport. The coding region runs from base 267 to 1796 and encodes 509 amino acids. Gene Ontology annotation, molecular function: D-glucose transmembrane transporter activity. The transcript is spliced from 12 exons. Gene Ontology annotation, cellular component: plasma membrane. Lineage: Eukaryota; Metazoa; Chordata; Actinopteri; Sciaenidae.
UGUGAUCGCUGAUGGACCGGGGAAAACGAUUCAAGGCUGGGACGGGCCCGCACAGCGAUGCGCUUCGAUGAUUGGAGAUUGGGAGUUUGACAAGCUUGUUAAUUCCGCCCAUCAACACGACACGCCUCCUCUCUGUCACACCGAGCAUGACUGAAAACUACAAAUGGGGAUGCAGGAGAAAAAAGAGUUUGAAAAGUUGUGCAGAUGAUCUGCUUCUCAUCUCAAACGAACAGAAAACAAACGGGGACUAAUCAUUUAUGACAUAAAUGGCGGAGGAACUGUUAGUGGAAAACGAUGGAAAGCAUCUUACAAAGUCUUUGCUGGCGGUGGCUUUUCUGGCCUCGUUCGGCAGCUCCAUGCUCUAUGGAUACAAUUUGGCAGUCGUCAACUCUCCUGCACAGUUUAUCAAAGACUUCUACAAUGAGUCGCUGAUAGAAGAAUUCGACUGGACUCUGGAUGAAGAGGUUGUCACCGUCUUGUACUCCCUCACCGUGUCAAUCUUUGCUAUUGGUGGGAUGGCGGGGUCCCUGCUGGUGGGCAAACUUGUUACCAAAUAUGGAAGGAAAGGGACGCUGGUGAGAGCCACUGUGCUGGUGUUUAUAGGAGGAGGUCUUAUGGGCUUCAGCAGAAUGUGCAGGGCGCCCGCGAUGGUCAUUAUUGGCCGCUUCAUCACAGGAAUACACUCAGGUAUCUCUCUCAGUGUGGUGCCGAUGUACCUCGGUGAGAUCGCCCCCAAGAACCUGCGAGGCUUCCUGGGCCUCAUUCCUAGCAUUCACAUUUGUCUUGGAGUCUUUAUUGCACAAGUCCUGGGACUCCAUGAACUGCUUGGAAAGGAAGAACACUGGCCUGUGCUCUUGUCCCUGGUGGUUUAUCCUGCCAUUAUCCAGCUGAUACUGUUGCCAUGGUUUCCAGAGAGUCCGCGGUACCUGUUGAUAGAGAAGGGAAAUAUUCACGCCACCAUCGCAGCCCUGAAGCAGUACCGUUGUAAAGAAAACAUCCAGGCAGAGGUUGAAGAGAUGCAGGAGGAACAGCGGUCUCUGUCCUCUGUUGAUACCAUCUCUGUUCGUGGCCUGCUCAUGGACCGCUGUGUUCGCUGGCAGGUCAUCACCAUUGUGGUGGUCAACAUCGGCAUGCAGCUGUCUGGCAUUGAUGCAAUCUGGUUCUACACAAAUGAGAUAUUUAAGAACGCAGGAAUCCCAGAACCUCUUAUUCAAUACACAACUGUGGGAACUGGUGCCAUCGAGGUCAUCGCUGGGAUGCUGGGGUGUUUUACUAUCGAGCGUCUGGGCAGAAGACCUCUGAUGAUUGGCGGCUUCCUCUUUAUGGGUCUCUGUUGUGUUGGGAUCACCGUGUCUGUCCUCCUCCAGCCACAUCUGCCCUUCAUGAGCUACCUCAGUGUAGGCUGCGUUGUUGGGAUUAUUGCUGGCUUCUGCAUAGGUCCAGCUGGUGUGCCUUUCCUGUUAACUGCAGAGCUGUUUAAGCAGUCUCAUCGACCAGCUGCCUACACUGUAGCCGGUUGCCUCAACUGGUUGUCCAAUUUUACCAUCGGCUUCGUCUUUCCCUUCCUAGAGAUAGCGACAGGUCCUUACUGUUACCUGAUCUUCUGCUCGAUCUGCUUGGGAGUGGCCCUUUACGUCAUCUUCAUUAUUCCUGAGACCAAAAACAAAACCUUCAUGGAGAUCAGCCAGAUGUUCGCUGCCAGGAACAACAUCCUCAUAGAAGAGCUGACUUCCAAUGGCCAUCUCAAACUGUCUGUGAUGAAUGGCUAUGGCACCGUUGGCCACAGUGAACCAUAAGGAGUAAGGAUGUGGACCUGCACCUUGUUGGUUUGAAAAGACUGAAGGAACCGUAGCAGAGAUAAAAGGUGGAACUUCUGUGGCCACGAGGAGAUCUGCUGUGAAAACCACAAAGACCAACACAUUCAUCAUCAUUUUUUUCAACAGUUAAUCCCUAGUCCGAGUGUAGCUCCUGUAAGUUAUGUGAGACUGAAGUCAUGCGUUUCAAAUCAACCAUGAGUGACAUUUUAAUCCGUUUCUCUGCAUCUUAACGCAUUUUUAUGGGAGCUGAGUUGGUUUCUCACAGUUUAAUCUCCGCAUUAGCUUCACUCUCUUUGAACACAUCCCAUGGUCACUUUAUUGUUCAUAUUCAGCGCUGAAUGCUGUCCCUUUGUUGCUCAAUAGAGAGUGAACAUGUUUAUUUAAUGACACAGCAAAAACACGUCUGAGGCAGUGUUUGCAUGAGUAAACCGAAAGAAGGUUUGAAAGUCAUUCCUCUUAUAUUUCUUAUGUUUAAUGUAUGUUUACAGUGUUCAGCUCAAGGUGAAUGGCUUGACCAAGAACUUGAGCUUGUUGACUGCAUCUUUCUUUUCAUCUUUCGUUUAGUUUUGUGUCUCUUUGCGUAAGAGAGUUGGAUUUUGUGGCUACUGUAGUAGUCAUUUAAUACAUCUUGUCAAAAUACAUGCACAUGGAACAAAAGUUUGUUAAAGGGUUAUAAUUUAUCAGUUGCCUCAAAGUAGCUGUAUGAGUUUGUUUUGUUUGUUUGUUUUACAAGACCCUUUUUGUAUAAUGUAUGUUUGAAAAAUGUGCCUUUUUCUUCUUUGUUAUUCUGCUGUAUUGAGUUGUAAGCUACUUUUCUGACUAUACUUUGUAAAACCAUACAAAAAAUAAGAACAAAAUUCAUAUACUGUAAGCCAAGUUAUUCUACCAUCCAAUAUGGUGCAGCUCUUUUGUGCUACCACAAUUGUUCAUUUUCUUUAGGGGCCAAUGUUUACUUCACAUUCAUUUAGCUGCGAUGAUGCCAAUAACAAGAAGUUGCCUCUAUACAGAAAAUUACAAUAAAGAGGAAAAUCAUUAUGUGGCAUUACUGCCUCUCGCCAAAGACAACCAUAAACAUAACAAAAUAACUCUUGCAAUUACAGCACAAACACACAUACAUCAGUAAACAAAUACCCAAAUAAAGCAAAUGUUAUUUAAGCAUAAUUGUAGAACAAGGUUUUUAUUCCAAAGGGCCAGAUUUUAACUAAAACUGUAGACUGAAAGGCACUAAUAAGGAACCAUUUAUUGCAUAAUGAGUUUAUAUGUUGUAACUAAUGGUUACUAAAUGCUUCACAAGUGAGGUUCAAAGUUCAUUAUUGACCUUGGAGACCAUAUU